Gekko japonicus is the source of this 2663-nucleotide messenger RNA. Its product is annotated as zinc finger protein 232-like. The record is from RefSeq and is a predicted model, not a curated record. The coding region runs from base 314 to 2326 and encodes 670 amino acids. Gene Ontology annotation, biological process: regulation of transcription by RNA polymerase II. The transcript is spliced from 5 exons. Lineage: Eukaryota; Metazoa; Chordata; Lepidosauria; Squamata; Gekkonidae. Gene Ontology annotation, molecular function: DNA-binding transcription factor activity, RNA polymerase II-specific; RNA polymerase II cis-regulatory region sequence-specific DNA binding.
AAUCUGCUGUGUCUAUCAAACGAACUGGGCUUGUCAAAAGUGUGAGACAUGCCUAUAUAAAGAGGUGUGAUUGGUUGUUCGGAGAAUCACGUGUUCCUCCCUGUUGCCCUCUGGUGGUAAACCCUUGAAGGUCCACCUUGGAUAAGAGAGUUCAAAACUUUGUCUCCAUUUAGUCUGUUUGUUGCUGUUAAUCUUGAGGGACUCGCUACAAUAACAUUUAAGAACCUUUGCUCUCAUGGACUUGCAAGCUUAAAAAGAAGGCCCCUCCUCCUCCCUGUGUGAAGUGGCCUCCCCUUAAGCUUUGGCAGACAAAAUGGCCGCCUUGAAUUGGCCUUUCCAGAUUGUUCUACAACAGGGAGUGAACUCUGGCAUGAAAAUCGUGGGGCCACCCCAAGUGAGGCCUCCUGAAGAGGAAAGCAUGAUCCCUCGUCUCACCCAGGUGGGGACUAUAGGGGAGUUUCUAGGCUGUGUGGCCCCCCAGAAGUUGACUCAAGGACCCGAGGAAGGGUUGGCCCAGUGCUGGGAAGCCCAGUGGCAGGAGGUCUUGAAGGCUGUGCAGCCCCUUUCUCCUGGGCAGGAAACCCCACAGCAGUCGAAAACUUUGGCAUCGGACAACACAAGGACCUCAUCUGAGGUAAUCUCCAAUAACGGCCAGUGGCCUGGAGGGAAAGGAAGUACCCAGCUCCUAGUGGAGGACGACGGAGGCGACCUGCAGGCCUUGAGCAAUCCGUGCAAUGGAGGAAACGGGACAGGGAUCGAAGAGACAAUGAGAAAGGAGGCCCUCGAUGCAGAGACGCAGCGGCAGCGCUUCCGGCAACUGAACUACCGGGAGGCUGAGGGACCCCGCGUGGUCUGCGGGCGACUCCAGGAGCUUUGCCACCAAUGGCUGAGGCCCGAGAGGCACACCAAAGAGCAGAUUCUGGAGCUGGUGAUCCUGGAGCAGUUUCUGGCCAUCCUGCCUCAUGAAAUCCAGAGCUGGCUCAGGGGCUGCUGCCCUCAGGCUUCUUCUCAUGCGGUAGUCCUAGCAGAGGAUUUCCUGAGGGGCCAGCAGCAAGAGACCAAGAUGAUGGCUCCCUCUGAGGAUGAUAUGAUUAUGGUCUCCUCCGACACAGAGCAGUCUCCAUUGAGCUCCGGACGGAGAUAUUUCUGUGGGGACACUCAGCUGGAGGACUGGCAGGAUUCCAAUUUACCAGGGAAAGACAGAUGCCUGCAUGUUUAUCCCAUUACACCAGGCGAGGGAUCUCUGAACGGGAAUAAUUUGGGUCCUUCUCAGCAGGGAGGUUCUGAGUUGCCGGUGCCAGCUGGGAUACUCCCGGGACAGUCCGGGUGUCUUGAAAGCCGUGGCGGGCCUCAGCAGGAGCAUGGGACAGAGCCGCCUCCGACUUGGGAGGAAAUCACCCGCUGCAGCGAAGGGGUGUACGAGACCGUGGUCUGUUUGGAAGAGCACAAGCACUGGUGCCUCGAAUGCGGCGAAAGCUUCCCGGACGCUUCGCGGCUCGUCGAGCACCAGAAGACGCACCCGCCUUCCAAGCGGCCGGAGUGCCCGAAAUGCGGGAAGAGCUUCCGAGACCUUUCACACGUCAUUCGGCACCAGACGGUCCACACGGGAGAGAAGCCGCACGGCUGUCUCGAGUGUGGGCAAAGCUUCACCCAGAGACCAGCUCUCUUGAGACACCAGCAGAAACAUCAGGAAGGUUUUGAGAAUGACACUCCACGCCAGAGGAGCCACGCCAAUUGCAAACGCUCCCAGUGCCAGGAGUGUGGGAAGAGCUUCCGAGACUUAUCUCACGUCCUCCGGCACCAGACGGUCCACACGGGCGAGAAACCGUACAGGUGCACGGAGUGCGGACAAGCCUUUACUCAAAAACCGGCCCUCAACAGGCAUCGGCAAAAACAUCUGGAAUCCCAGCCCUAUACAGGAAGCAAUGGGGAACUGUGUGGGUAUCAAGAGAGCGCAUGCUUCAACCCAGUGGGAUCGGCACAGAGGCUGUCCGGAACGUCCCAAGAGAACGCCUCAAGUACUUUUACGAACAGGAGCAAAGGAGAGCAUCCGCCUAUGAAGAAAUAUCACAGGGACCUCACACCCAGGCCAGAAGGCAACAAACCCUUGAAAAAGAAGCUAAACCGCCGGGGACAAAAGAACCACUGGUGUAUCCUGUGUGGGAAAGGCUUCCGGGACAAAGCAGACGUCGUUCGGCACCAGCGAGUCCACACGGGCGAAAAACCCUACGCGUGCCUGGACUGCGGGAGGCGGUUCAGUACCACCUCAACCUUAUACAAGCAUCAGAUAAUCCACAAGCGACCAGAUCUGGAGGCAGCCGCUUAAUCCGUGGAUGAAACGACCUCGCAGGAGGUCCAGAAGGAAAUGGACCAGGGGGCUGAGGGGCAUGGGUCUCGAAAAAGGGUUGCGUGUGCGAAUGGGGAGAAACAUUAGGGAGCCAAGGGAUAAACGGGGUUCUUGACGCUUGGACACAGCAAUUCAAAAUUCUUGUCUCCAGUUUAGUCCUCUGGAAAUAACACGGAUAAAGAUUCUUAACUAUUGAAAAUAGAUUAUAUAAAUUUAUUAUUAUUAUUAUUAUAUUAUUAUUAUUACAGACAGUAGCACUGGAUAGGGGAGACCUUCCCUUGAUUCCCCCAACUACAAAUUCCUUUCCCAUCUUAAA